Corythoichthys intestinalis (scribbled pipefish) is the source of this 4582-nucleotide messenger RNA. RefSeq names its product RAC-gamma serine/threonine-protein kinase. The record is from RefSeq and is a predicted model, not a curated record. The transcript is spliced from 14 exons. Gene Ontology annotation, cellular component: cytoplasm; nucleus. Bases 66 to 1913 code for a protein of 615 amino acids. Gene Ontology annotation, biological process: protein phosphorylation. Gene Ontology annotation, molecular function: protein serine/threonine kinase activity; ATP binding. Lineage: Eukaryota; Metazoa; Chordata; Actinopteri; Syngnathiformes; Syngnathidae.
CGGGCGCAGUUUGCCGCUCUGAAAUAGAACGCAACAUUCGACGUGCGAAUGCGACACAUGCCAGUAUGCGAUUUCUCAAACUUUUUGAUCCCAGGCCAGCCAUUAAUGGACAAUUCAAAGAAAAGAGUUUGAAGAAAGCAAGAGGUGUCAUGGCUGAGUCACUACCGGUAAGGAGGAAGCGCUGGAGAGGGUACAGGAGAGGAAGCGGCGACAACCAAGGAAAAGAAGAAGAACCAGCAAAGGAGGGAGAUAAGCCACAACAGGAAGCACCACGACACACACACAUUGAGUAUUUGGUGUGUCAAGGAGAGAGCGACUGCGUGAACGGCGAAGGAAGGAAGGGAGGGAGUGUGACGCGAGGCUGGGAGAGCCGCCCUCCUCCUCCUCCUCCUCUUCCUCCUCCUCCUGCCCGGCGCUCUCUGUGGAGCAGGCGUGUACGGCAACGCACUUGGCGUGAAGGAACCAUGAGCGAUGUCACCAUCGUCAGAGAGGGAUGGCUUCAGAAACGGGGUGAAUACAUAAAGAACUGGCGGCCACGUUACUUCCUUCUCAGGACGGACGGCUCAUUCAUUGGCUACAAGGAGAAACCUCAGGACACCGACCUGCCCUACCCUCUAAACAACUUCUCCGUAGCAAAAUGCCAGCUAAUGAAGACAGAGAGGCCAAAACCCAACACCUUCAUCAUCCGCUGCCUCCAGUGGACCACUGUCAUCGAGAGAACAUUCCACGUGGACUCCCCCGAUGAGAGAGAUGAGUGGACGGAGGCCAUCCAGAUGGUGGCGGACAAGCUGCAGAAGCAAGAGGAGGAGCGCAUCCAAUGUAGCCCCACCUCCAACAUCGACAACAUGGUGGAGGAGGAGAUGGACAUCUCCACCACACACCACAAACGAAAGGUAGCGCAAACAAUGAGCGACUUCGACUACCUGAAGCUGCUCGGAAAGGGAACGUUUGGGAAAGUGAUUCUAGUGCGGGAGAAGGCCAGCGGGAAAUACUAUGCCAUGAAGAUUCUUAAAAAGGAAGUUAUCAUUGCCAAGGAUGAAGUGGCGCACACGCUCACCGAGAGUCGCGUCCUGAAAAACACCAGACACCCCUUUCUCACCUCAUUGAAGUAUUCGUUCCAGACAAAAGACCGCCUUUGUUUUGUCAUGGAGUAUGUGAAUGGUGGAGAGCUGUUUUUCCACUUGUCGAGAGAGCGGGUGUUCUCCGAGGAGCGCACGCGUUUCUACGGCGCCGAGAUCGUCUCGGCCCUCGACUACCUGCACUCGGCAAAGAUCGUUUACCGCGACCUCAAGCUGGAGAACCUGAUGCUGGAUAAAGAUGGCCACAUCAAGAUAACUGACUUUGGCCUUUGUAAGGAAGGCAUCACGGACGCCGCAACCAUGAAGACCUUCUGUGGCACGCCAGAGUACCUCGCACCCGAGGUACUGGAGGACAAUGACUACGGCCGGGCAGUGGAUUGGUGGGGUCUGGGCGUGGUGACGUACGAGAUGAUGUGCGGCCGUCUACCCUUCUACAACCAGGACCACGAGAAGCUUUUCGAGCUCAUCCUGAUGGAGGACAUCAAGUUCCCGCGCACUCUUUCGGCAGACGCCAAGUCACUGCUGUCGGGCCUCCUCAUCAAAGACCCCAACAAACGGCUCGGCGGAGGACCGGAUGACGCCAAAGAAAUCAUGAGGCACAGUUUCUUCACUGGCGUCGACUGGCAGCACGUGUACGACAAAAAGAUGGUUCCGCCGUUCAAGCCUCAGGUGACGUCUGAGACGGACACCAGGUACUUUGACGAGGAGUUCACUGCACAGACCAUCACGGUGACGCCGCCCGAGAAAUUCGAUGAAGACGGCAUGGACUGUCUGGACAACGAGCGCCGACCGCACUUCCCGCAGUUCUCCUACUCGGCCAGCGGACGGGAAUGAACUCUGACCCCUCCCCCUGCGGUGACAUCAUCACAGCUGGUCUAUGAGGUCAUCAGUACAGGAGGCGACCCGCCCCUUACCCCAAAAGAAAGCCCACCACGUUUGGACCUGGAAGAAUCCCAUUGAGGAAGGAUUUUGCCAUCUUUUUUCCCGCCAUUUUGUUUCCCAAACGAGCGAAGGUACGACAGCGCUUAGCCGCUAAUGUGACGCCCACCCCGACCGCUGCGCUUGGAUCGGUUCCCUCUUCGCCGGCCGUUGACGCGCGCACGCGUGGCUCGGUUGUAAUCUCAGGCUUAUCUUGCACAUCAUUCUGGGAUCGACUGAGCGGGUCCGGUAGGCAGGUGUUGACUCAGGUGCAAUUUCCCACUCGUUGUUGCUGCUAUUCCAACAUCCGCCUGGAGGUCGCGACCUUCUUCAACUGGACUUCCAUCGCUUGCAGGGCUUAAAAUCAAAUGAUUUGGUUUUUUCGCCAUUUUAAAGUCUAAGGAUUCUCUUCGUCCCCCCAUAAAAAAAUAUGUCCAGAGCACUAAACUUGCUGCUAAUGUGGAAAGCUACGACUCGUCCACGUCAUUUUAGGGUAGUGACGAGGGUCCCGAUCCAAGCACAGCCAUUCACAGCCACGCCCCUUCCCCCUUAUAGCUUUACUACCCACCAUGCAACGCUCGCUCGUCAACGUAAGACUGGACGGAGGAAACAGAAUGCCGCCUCGGAUGUAUUUAUGAUGAUCUUUCCUUGGUGGAGGUACUUCUGGCUUAUUUAUGAUCCCACUCAUCACCAUCCCUUUUUUCUAUUUGACUUUUUUCUAUCGACACGCGAUUUUACCCAAGUGUUAGGGCUGAGAAAACAAAAUGGCUGAAGAAUGUAGGAGGGGGAAACGCUUACGUGGCUUUUACCUCCGCCAAGCAUUAUUUUAUCUAUUUAUUAGUGUGUGUGUGUGUUCGUUUUUUGUGCGCAGACCUCCACCAAUGCCUUAUUUUGUUGAUUGGGACACUUUACCUGCCAUGGACUGUGAUAGACGUCCGAUCCAUUUUGACUCGGAGAGAUUGGCAGUGUUAGCCCUCCCAGUGAAAAUGGCAGCCAAUGAGAUAACAGUAACAAUGAUUCAGUACAGUAUUGUACAGUACAGUAAAGUACAGGAAUGCUUCAAACAAAGCAUCCCACAUAUGUCAUUGAUCAUUUUUGUGACAAAAAGCCAUUCAUUUCCUAUGGCCCAUCCAAUUCUGAUUAUGACUGAAUAACACCCACAAGAAUUCUCCAUCCGCUUAAACUGACUUUCAAUCUGGACCAAUUAAAAUUCUACAUUGGUGGACCCACCCAAAAAAAAAAAAAAAAAGUAGUUAUUAGUGAGCAUUGAAAAUGCUCCAAAAUCAACAGAAAGUAACUAUAAAUCAAUAGGAAAUGACCUGAAAUCCAGUUUAUUUUUUUUUAGGCAUUAUAUACUGUAAAUAUCUACAGUGGUCAACAAUAAAUAAAAAAAUAAAUGUUGCAAAGAUGCAAGUUAUGUAAUUUUAACAUGCUGAAUCCAAAUCUUAGUUUUUUCCCCCCUUUUUUUGCAAGUCAGGAUUUUAAUUUAUUGGAAUAUAGUUGACACUUUAAGAUAGCCUGAAAGUAACAAUAUGUGGUAAAAUAAUACCAGUUAUCCCAGGUUUUAAACUAUUUAAAGUAUUAUAUAAAAUAGGAUUAAAUAAAGGUUAUUUUACCUGAUAUUGUACAGUGUUUUUUUUUAGCAUUCCAAAGAUUCCUCUGGAAAUUUCUUAAGCACUUUUACACAAGAAUCAGUGUGAAAUAUUUGUAGAUUUUUUGUAAAUAAUCAUCCUCACAAUGAACAUGAAUUAACAAUUAAGAAUUAUUAAACUAUUCUUUAGGUUUGUAUGCUUGUCUGAACUUGCCUUGGUGAAGGUCUGUGAUUUUCCAAGCUUGUGUGUUUUAUGUUUGUUGUGAUCAAAAUGUGACGAGCGCAGAUGACUGGACGCGUUUUUGUGAUGAAAAGUGAAAAAAAAAAAUGUGUGUGAGCGCACGUGUGUAGUUGGGCAUGAGCUCAAGAUGGAAAGGAGAAGUGCAAGUAGUAAAGAAGGGGACGUUGCAAGACAAGUGGAAGGAAAGUUAGCAUUGAAGAAGGUACGAGUAAGAAUGACGUGUCAGUUGGCAGCACGCUAUUAAAGUUGUUUGAAUCUGGCAUACAUUCCCCUCAAAUGCACGUUAAGGGUCAUUGAAGACUUCAAAUUUUCUAAAUGCGAGUGUGAAUGCUUGUUUGUCUCUUUGUGAUUGACUGGCGACCAGUCCAAAAUCUAUAAAAGGCAGCGUAGGAGGUGUUGGCGUUCUGUCUUUAGCGUUCCGUGUACCUUGGCGUUUGUCAAGUCAGUCUGCGUGGAGCGGUCGCGUCUUCCAACGUUCCUUCCGUCUUUGUCUUCACACGCCGGAAAAGCCUUACGGUUUCACUCCAAAAACAGCCAGAUUUAGUUCAAAUAACAAACGAGAUGCAUUUAACAUACCAUGCAGUUGAAAAUGACAAAAUGUACAGUAUGUCAUGCUAUUUAUUAUCAUUUGAAUGUCAUGGUGUUAUCACUUGAAUUUGUUUUCAAAUUAAUUUAUUCAAUGUCAUUUUGUUUGUGUUCAUUCUGCAGCCAGACCUCCUUUGAAGAAAAAAAAUAAUAAAUGACUCCCUUUUA